This is a messenger RNA of Cokeromyces recurvatus, 1443 nucleotides long. RefSeq lists its product as uncharacterized. The transcript has 8 exons. Lineage: Eukaryota; Fungi; Mucoromycota; Mucoromycetes; Mucorales; Mucoraceae. The record is from RefSeq and is a predicted model, not a curated record. The coding region runs from base 1 to 1443 and encodes 480 amino acids.
AUGGUGUUAACCGACGCAUUAGAACAAUACAAAAUUCCUGUGGUUAAAGAAGGGUCCAAGCAUUGUUUUUUUUCCACGAACAAAGCAAAAGACUGGGAUUUCGAAUCAUAUUUUAAAUCAACUCAUAACGAGAUCAGUAAAUCCAAGAACAUUACCAAGAUUCAACUUGACUAUAACCAUGAUCUCAAUUGGAUCACUCAGUUGGAAAAGGUACCAAUUGAGAUCAAAGAAUAUGCUUGUGCUCUAAUUAAGAAGAAGAAGCCCCAAAAAGCUGCCUUGAAAGCAAGUUUGGCCAAGCGUAACAAGAAACGAAAGUUAGCUGGACCAAUAUUUGUUAUGAACAGCAAUAUAAAUGGGGUUACAAUUAAUAAUAACAGUAUCAGCAAUAACGAAGUUCGUUUUACAAGUGAUGAUGUAAGUAUUUGGCUGGACUGGAUUAACUACAUGCGAAGUCAUGCAGAUACGUUUCACCAUUACAGCCCAGAAGCUAACAACAUCAUGAGAUCUGGUAAUGGCAUAUCUCCAAACUCUCAUCUAGACCGUGAUAUUUACAACAAGCAAAUGAAAAAUUUAAUAAUCAAAGGCAAUCUAAUGCCCCAGACCUUUCAUACAAAUAUUGACAAAUACGUUGACUCUAAUGAUCUGCUGCUGGCCAAAAAGAUGAUCAAAUCUCUUUCAUUGUUUUUAUUAAUGAAGGAAGACAAUCACCCUGAUACACAUGAUAUGGAAUUCUUGGAACUGCUCCUCCGACAAACUAAGACUAUCACGCUCCAUAAUUUUAAAUCAGAUUUUGUGCAAGGACAGCCCUAUUUAAAGAGUAUGAGCAGACAAUUAAAAGCUUGUAACCUCUAUAUUGAUGAUAAAAAUCAAUAUAAAUCUGACGGUUUAUUAAAGCUUUUCGGGUUGAAGGAGUUAGAAUUGCUGUUGUUAGAGACUUCCGACUGCCUUAUAAACAAGGAUAGAAAUAAGACUAAUUUCGACCAUCAUAAAAGCGUGUUUGGUACAUUGGUGAUGCUUAAAUGUAUCGCUGAUGAUUAUGCUUUUGGAUCAGUUGUAAAUUUUACAAAGGUUAAAGUGUUUUUUCUGCAUGCAGUAGACAGUGAAUUACAUUUCUGGAGUGUUUGCUAUCAAAAAGAAGAUGUUUUCGAUCUCUGGAGAGAGUCGACACUUCUUAUCAAGCCAGACUUUCAGGAUAAGGAAGAUUUCGUACCUAAUUUGAUUCAAUUCUGUUGGUAUAUUAAGAGUAAAAUAGAAGAGACUGUACAAAACAUUAUAGUUCUUAAAGAAGAACACGAUAGUAUAAAACGAAAUUACAGAUACAGCUCUGAACAGCCUGUACUUCUAAAUGAAAUAAUCAACCCAAUAAUUCUCAAGCUGACGAAAGAAGAAGAUAGCCUUGGAAUGUCUAAGCUGGGACCCAUUUACUCCCCUCCACAUCCUUAA